AUUAAAUUAUUAUUGCAAGGAUUCUUCUGUAAAUAGAAGUUGUCACUUCUGUAUACCCUUCCCCAUAAACAUUCUUGAUUAGAUAACAUGGCUUCUAUGCUUUACUUGGCUUCUUUGCUCUUGUUGUUUCAUUUCACAAUCACCCCAGCCAUAUCAGCAACCUGUGUUGCCGAUGAGAGGUCUGCCUUGCUGCAAUUCAAGCAAAGCUUUAUUAUAGAUUGCAGUGCUUCUGACAAUGAUCCUUCUGCUUAUCCCAAGGUCCAGUCAUGGAAAGUCAAUGUUGAAAAUGAUGAUUGCUGCUCAUGGGAUGGUGUCGAGUGCGAUGAGGAUACCAGUCGUGUGAUUGGCCUUGACCUCAGCAAUAGUUGCCUAUAUGGUUCCAUUAACUCCAGCAGCAGCCUUUUCCAUCUUGUUCACCUACAUAGCCUCAACCUUGCAUACAAUCAUUUUAAUUACUCGCAAAUACCAUUUGGAAUAAGCCACCUUUUGAGGUUAACAUAUCUUAACCUCUCUAGCUCUUCUUUUUUUGGCCAAAUCCCAUCAAACAUUUUGCAGCUUUCUAAGUUGUCUUUCCUUGACCUGAGUGGAAAUGAUCAGUUGAUGCUCAAAAAUCCUGAUUUUCGAAGCUUACUCCAAAACUUAACCAGCCUAGAAGAACUUCAUCUGAGUUGGGUAGACUUAUCCUCCACAGUGCCUAAAAUUAUGGCAAAUUUAUCAUCCUUAAGAUCUCUACGUCUGAGUAGUUGUGGAUUAAAUGGUGAAUUUCCAGCUGGGGUUUCUCAACUGCCUAACCUACAAACUCUUGAUCUAUCAUUUAACUGGGCUCUCCGAGGUUAUGUGCCUGAAUUCAACAUGACAAGUCAACUUCAGUCACUGGAUCUUGCAAAAACAAGUUUCUCAGGUAUGCUGCCAGAUUCAAUUGGAAGCCUCAUUUCUUUGAAUACUUUGGACAUUUCAAGCUGCAGCUUCUCUGGAAACAUUCCAGCUUCAUUUGGAAACCUCACAAGACUUGUUCACUUGGACCUUUCUGGUAACAACUUUCAGAGUCAUGAUUUUUCUUCCUUGUCAUGGAUUGGUAAGCAAAGAAAACUCGUUGUUUUUGGACUUUCCGGGAUUAACUUAAAUGGUGAGAUCCCAUCUUAUUUCGCAAAUCUAACCCGUGUUACUACCUUAAUUCUAAGCCACUGUCAAAUAACUGGUACAAUACCACCUUGGAUUAUGAAGAUGACCCAUCUAGUUUUUUUGGAUCUUUCAUUCAAUCAGUUGCAGGGGUCAAUUCCACGUUCAAUAUCCCAGUUAACAAGGUUAACUAAUUUACAACUUCCAUCCAAUAAAUUGGAAGGGCCGCUUCCAGACUCACUCUUUCAACUCCAAAACCUUAGAGCCCUUAAUCUUGCUUGGAACAACCUGAGUGGCAUAGUGGAGAUGGACAUGUUUUCCAAGCUCAAAAAGUUAACCAUUCUACGAUUGUCAAGAAACAAAGUAUCACUGCUUGCCAACAACAUUAAUGCUUUUCUUCAGAAGUUUCGUGUUCUAGGACUUGCAUCAUGCAACUUAAGCCACUUUCCACAUUUCCUGCAAGAUCAAGAUGAGCUGGUGUGGCUGGACUUGUCCAACAACAAUAUUCAUGGUCAAAUACCUAGAUGGUUGCUGAACACAAUGAGCAUUUUAGACCUCAGGUCCAAUAUGUUGCAAGGAUCACUUCCGGUACCAGCACCAUCAAUUAAAAUAUAUUCAGCCUCAAACAACAACUUGACAGGAGAAAUUUCGCCACACAUCUGCAGUCUGAAGUUUCUUUCUGUUCUUGAUUUAUCCCGCAACAAAUUGGGUGGCAUUCUUCCUGAAUGUUUGGGCAAUUUCAGUUCUUCUCUUAAACUAGUGAAUCUUGGAAACAACAAUUUUCAUGGCAAGAUUCCUCAUACAUACACAAAAGAAUGCAACUUAAGGAUGCUUGUAUUGGCUUACAAUAGGCUAAAUGGGCAAGUACCAAGAUCACUGAGCAACUGUUCAAGGCUAGAGUUGCUAAUUUUAGGAAACAACCAAAUCAAUGAUGUUUUUCCUGCUUGGUUGGGGCCACUUAAAGAGUUAAAGGUUCUCAUUCUGCGAUCUAAUCAAUUCCAUAGUGAGCUAAGUAAUUAUACAAGCAAUGUUGAGUUCCCAAAGUUGCGUGUCAUUGAUCUCUCUCAAAACAAAUUUUCAGGUCAGUUACCAGCACAAUAUUUCUCCAAUUGGAAUGCAAUGAAGAUGGUAGAUAUAAAUCAGUUGGCAUAUAUGCGAACAUUUGUUAAUUUCCUGACGGAACCAUUUUCUCUAACUGUUAAUCUUAUGUACUCAAUGUCAAUAACAAACAAAGGCAUGGAAUUGGCAUAUGCCAGGAUCUUGGAAUCUUUUGUGGCUAUUGAUCUUUCAAGAAAUGAAUUUGAAGGAGAGAUUCCAAAAAUCAUUGGGAACUUGAACGCGCUUCGUCUACUCAACCUUUCCAACAACAAUCUUAGUGGAGACAUUCCAUCAUCCUUGGGGAGUCUUACAAAGCUUGAAUCUUUGGACCUUUCUCAAAACAAACUCUCAGGAGAAAUUCCGCAACAAUUAGCACAACUUCAUUUCCUUGCUGUUUUUAAUGUAUCAUAUAACCAUCUUACAGGGCCUAUACCAAGAGGGAACCAAUUUGAUACAUUCGAAAAUAAUUCAUAUGGAGAAAACUUGGGAUUGUGUGGAAAACCCAUGUCUACGAAAUGUGGCAGUUCAGAGGUUUUGCCUCCAUCAUCUUCGAACUUCGAAGAAAUUCAAGACUCAGGUUCAUCAUUUGAAUUUGGCUGGAAAUCAGUUUUGAUGGGAUAUGGAAGUGGGCUAUUAGUUGGUUUAGUGAUUGGGCACAUCAUGAUCAAAAGGAAAUAUGAAUGGUUUUUGAAGAUUUUUAGGGUGAAACCAGGAAGAAUUGAAAGGGCAAGGGGUUAAAAGUGCAUAAAAAUUGUAUUCGGAGUGGUAAAUCCUUCCAUUUGUAUCCAUAGUCACAAUAAUAGUCAUAGUAUGCUUUCACAAUCUCUAUUUAA
Hevea brasiliensis (rubber tree) is the source of this 3050-nucleotide messenger RNA. RefSeq names its product receptor-like protein 7. The coding region runs from base 88 to 2955 and encodes 955 amino acids. The transcript is spliced from 2 exons. Gene Ontology annotation, molecular function: protein binding. NCBI's taxonomy places the organism in Eukaryota, Viridiplantae, Streptophyta, Magnoliopsida, Malpighiales, Euphorbiaceae. The record is from RefSeq and is a predicted model, not a curated record.